AUGCCGCAAACCUCAAGUGGAGAGGAUUAUUAUAUGGUCCUUGAAGUGGUGCAAACUGCUACGCCGGAGCAAAUCAAUCGAUCAUACAAACGGCUAGCGCUAAAGCUCCAUCCAGAUCGAAAUACCAAGCACGAUGCUACUGAAGCCUUCCAACUACUCGGGAGAGCCUACGAGACAUUGAAGGACGAAAGCAAACGCCGAAGCUACGAUCUCAUCUACCCUUCCUUAGCUCGAAAUCGUCCCACUCCGCAAACCACACAAACACCCCGUCCAACUCCUACUUCGAACUCGCAACCGGGAGCGCUCAGCGAAGCAGCACAAAUUGCUGCACUUCGAAAAUCGAAACAAGAACGUGCUGCACGAUGGCAAACCAAGAAAACCGCCUUCGACUCUUCACUUUUCGAAUUGCGAAAAGAUAUUCGAAGGUUGGAGCAACAAAUUAAAAAUUUGGAUAGUAUUACAGCAGCUGAGGCAGCAGAAGAAGCACAGAAGAAUAGUUGGGGAACAUGGUUGCUGUCACCAAUAUACAAGAAGGCAGAGGUCGGUGAAGAGGAGAAAGCAUGCAACUCUAUCCUAAGGCAAGAGAGAAGAAUUGAAAAAGAUAUGAAAGAGAGGCGACUCGGCUUAAAGAAAGCGGACUUGGAGAAAGAGGAGAACAGAGUAAAGACGGCGAAAGGGGAGAUCGAUGCUGCGGAUUCGGUUGAUGAAAGGAAGAUACGAGUCAUCGAAGAAAGGAUAAAAGCGAGAGAAAUGCAAGAGAAGGAGAGGGUCGAGAGAGAAAGACAAGCGAAGAUUUGGAAGCAGCAGCAGGAAGAACGAGAGAGGCAAGCAAAAAUUUGGAAACAACAGCAAGAGCAGCAGAAGAAACGUGAGCAAGAAGCGGCAGAGGCGCUAAGAAAGCAGCAAGCAGAGCAGAGAGCAGCUGAGCAGAAACGGCAAGAAGAACAGGCCCGGAUGUGGCAGAAGAUUCUCGAUGAUCAAGCCAAACAUAGCCGGGAACGAUACCCUCACCUCAAUAGUGAUGGCUCGUUUACAUCAAGUCGCAAAGCGUCUACAUCAACCUUCCGUCAUGAUGGCUGGUGGCCAAAAAUGUCAGAGUUCGAUACGGCCGAGGAAGCCGCGUAG
Molecule: messenger RNA, 1125 nt
Organism: Mollisia scopiformis
Lineage: Eukaryota; Fungi; Ascomycota; Leotiomycetes; Helotiales; Mollisiaceae
Product: DnaJ-domain-containing protein
Exons: 4
Coding region: 1-1125 (374 amino acids)
Source: RefSeq, a predicted model, not a curated record